AUGAACCUGAACAACCAGACCUGGGUGACAGAAUUUCUCCUUCUGGGGCUUUCUGAUGACCCUCAGACUCAGCUGCUGCUCAUUAUAUUGUUCUUAGGGGUCUAUUUAGGUACUGUACUUGGGAGCCUACUUCUCAUCUACCUGGUUUUAACUGACUCACACCUCCACACACCCAUGUACUUUUUCCUUUUCCACUUGUCUCUGGCUGACCUUGGUGUUUCUACCACCAUUGUUCCGCAAGCCCUUUUCCACAUGCUGACCAGGAAGAAGGCCAUAUCCUUCAUGGGCUGUGCUGCUCAGCUUUUCUUUACCCUCCAUUUUGGAUCUACACAGUGUUCACUAUUAGCUGUGAUGUCCUAUGACCGGUAUUUAGCGAUCUGUGACCCCAUGCAUUACUCUCUCAUCAUGACAGGGCGACUCUGUGGACAAUUGGCAUUGGUGUGCUGGGUCUGUGGUAUUGUGGUAUCCUCAGUUGAUACUGUAUUCACUCUCAGCCUCCCUUACCAGGGAGACAAUAGGAUUGCUCAUUUCUUUUGUGAUGCCCCAGUUAUCUUGACCCUGGCAUCAGGAGACACUCAUAAAGCGGAAGUAGCCAUUUUUUUCAUGGGUGUGGUAAUUCUGCUUACACCUGUAUCCCUGAUCCUGGUCUCCUAUGGCUUUAUCAUAGUGACUGUCAUCAGGAUGAAGACAACCUCAGGAAGACUCAAGGCAUUCUCUACCUGCGGCUCCCAUCUCCUUGUGGUCAUCCUUUUUUAUGGGACACUGAUAAGUUCCUUCAUGACACCUAAGACCCUAAGGGAGCAGAUGAAGCAGGUUGCUGUGUUCUUUGUUGUCAUAAAUCCUAUGCUUAACCCUCUUAUAUACAGCCUGAGGAAUAAGGAAGUGAAGAGGGCUUUCAAAACUGCAGUUAAUAGGAAGUAA
This is a messenger RNA of Monodelphis domestica (gray short-tailed opossum), 921 nucleotides long. RefSeq names its product olfactory receptor 2D2-like. Gene Ontology annotation, biological process: G protein-coupled receptor signaling pathway. Gene Ontology annotation, molecular function: olfactory receptor activity; G protein-coupled receptor activity. Lineage: Eukaryota; Metazoa; Chordata; Mammalia; Didelphimorphia; Didelphidae. The record is from RefSeq and is a predicted model, not a curated record. Gene Ontology annotation, cellular component: membrane.